AUGCCGCCCGCCGCAAAAGUGCCCGAUGGCACAGUGGAAGCCUCCAUGCCAGUGCGGAACAAGCAGCCCUCUGUUGAGAGGGUGACGGACAAGCUGGAGACCCCUUCUCUAGACGAUCGAUCCUACCGCGUGAUACGCCUCUCAAACCAGCUCGAGGUUCUUCUUGUUCACGAUCCCGAGACCGACAAGGCGAGCGCCGCCAUGGACGUCAAUGUCGGUAGCUUUAGUGACGAGGAUGACAUGCCUGGCAUGGCCCACGCCGUGGAACAUCUCUUGUUCAUGGGAACCAAGAAAUACCCAAUCGAGAAUGCAUACAACCAGUACCUCUCCGCCCACUCGGGUUAUUCGAAUGCAUACACUGGUGGAACGUCGACAAAUUACUUCUUUGAGCUCGGUGCCAAGUCCACAGACGACGGAGAGCUAAACGAGAACAACUCGCCCCUCUAUGGCGCCCUGGAUCGAUUUGCCCAGUUCUUUAUCGAGCCUCUCUUCCUCUCUUCGACCCUGGACCGCGAGCUCAAGGCAGUGGACUCGGAAAACAAGAAGAACCUACAAAGCGACCAAUGGCGGCUUAAUCAGCUGUCCAAGUCUCUGUCGAAUCCAAAACAUCCCUACUGCCAUUUCUCGACCGGCAACUAUGAAGUUCUCAAGACUCUUCCCGAGUCCCGGGGGAUUGAUGUACGGGCCAAAUUCAUUGAAUUCCAUGGAAAGCACUACUCGGCAAACAGGAUGAAGCUGUGUGUUUUGGGGCGUGAGCCACUAGACCUGUUGGAACAAUGGGUUGUCGAGUUCUUCUCGGCAGUGCCGGACAAGAAUCUCCCACAAAACCGAUGGGAGACAGAACAGCCGUAUCCCAAGGAAUUUCUUGGCAUGCAAAGCUUUGCCAAGCCUGUAAUGGACUCCAGAGAGCUCAACCUUUUCUUUCCCUUCCUGGACGAAGAGUUUCUAUAUGAGUCGCAACCCAGUCGUUACAUCAGCCAUUUGAUCGGACAUGAAGGCCCGGGCAGUAUAAUGUCAUAUAUCAAGUCAAAGGGUUGGGCCAACUCCCUAAGCGCGGGUGCCUAUCCUAUUUGCCCUGGAACUGGGGGUAUCUUUGAUUGUCAAAUUCGUCUAACGAAAGAAGGACUUAAGAACUACAAGGAGAUUGUAAUGGUCUUCUUUCAAUACGUUGCACUCCUAAAGGAGACGCCGCCGCUGGACUGGAUUUUCGAAGAGCAGAAGGGCAUGGCUGAUGUGGACUUCAAGUUCAAGCAAAAGACUCCUGCUAGUCGUUUCACGAGCAAGAUUGUCUCCGUUAUGCAGAAGCCGCUACCUAGAGAAUGGCUUUUGAGCGGGCAAAGCCGACUGCGAAAGUUUGAGCCGUCUCUCAUCACCAAAGGCCUGGAAUGCUUGCGACCUGACAACUUUAGCAUGUCUAUAGUCUCCCAAGACUUUCCUGGCGGCUGGGAUAAGAAGGAGAAGUGGUACGGAACGGAAUACAAGGCAGAGAAGAUUCCCACCGAAUUCCUGGCUGAAAUUUCAAAAGCCGCCAACAGUUCGGCAAGCCAGCGCUUUUCAGAGCUGCACCUCCCUCACAAGAACCAGUUCAUUCCCACCAAGCUUGAGGUUGAGAAAAAGGAGGUAGAGAAGCCAGCUGUGGCUCCCCGCUUGGUGCGCAACGACGAUUCUGCGCGCACUUGGUUCAAGAAGGAUGACACGUUCUGGGUGCCCAAAGCCAAUCUCAUCAUCAGUCUCAGGAACCCCAUCGUCUAUGCAUCGGCAGAGAACGCCGUCAAGGCCAAGCUGUUCACUGACCUUGUGCGAGAUGCACUCGAGGAGUACUCCUACGAUGCUGAGCUCGCUGGGCUGCAGUACAACGUCACACUCGACUCUCGUGGCCUUUUCGUGGAGGUUGCAGGCUACAAUGACAAGCUGUCCGUUUUGCUCGAGCAAGUGCUGAUCACGAUGAGAGAUCUCGAUAUUAAAGAUGACCGAUUCGACAUUGUAAAGGAAAGACUGACGCGAGGCUACCGCAACUGGGAACUGCAGCAGCCAUUUUCACAGGUUGGCGAUUACGUCUCGUGGCUCACCUCGGAGCAUGAUUACGUUGUAGAUCAGCUUGAGGCUGAGCUACCCGCCAUUACUGUUGACGCCGCGCGGCAAUUCCACAAGCAGCUCAUGGCCAAGAUGCAUAUUGAAGCAUAUGCACACGGCAACAUCUACAAGGAAGAUGCGCUGAAACUCACCUCCAUGGUUGAGAAAAUACUAAAGCCCCGAUCACUCCCGAAGGACCAGCUGCCAAUCCAGCGAUCCAUGAUCUUCCCACCAGGCUCCAACUAUCUGUACCAGAAGACGUUGCGGGACCCUGCCAAUGUCAAUCACUGCCUUGAGUAUUACCUAUACGUUGGUGAUAAGGGCGACCGCAAGAUACGCGCAAAGACGCAAUUGCUUGACCAAAUCCUCCAUGAACCUGCUUUCGACCAGCUGCGUACCAAGGAGCAACUUGGAUACAUUGUUUUCAGCGGUCUGAGGGGCUGUUCAACCACGUAUGGAUUCCGCUUCAUCAUUCAAAGCGAGCGGAAAUCCGAGUACCUGGAAUCUCGCAUUGACUCGUUCUUGACCCAGCAACUUACCUCGCUUGAGCAGCUGGCGGACGCCGAUUUUGAAAGCCACAAGAGAAGUGUCAUCAUCAAACGGUUGGAGAAAUUGAAAAAUCUGGAUCAAGAAAGCGGCAGACACUGGUCGCAAAUCACGGGCGAGUACUAUGACUUUGAGGCUGCCCAGGAAGAUGCAGCUGCCGUCAAGAGCCUCACCAAGACCGAGAUGAUUGAAUUCUACAAAACCUACAUCAUCCCAGCUUCUCCUGAGCGCGCCAAGCUUGCCGUACACCUUGUUGCGCAGGGUGUCAGCAAGAAGACAGAGGAAGCAGCUACAACGGACGGCGAGGUGGAUCAGAUUUCUGGCAAUGGAACCGAACCAUGUGUGAUUGAUAAUGUGAGAGACUACAAGGCUGGACUUGUGGCAAGCGCAGGUGCUCGCCCCAUCAAGGAGCUCAGUGAGUUUGAGGACUUUGACCCAAAGCUAUGA
Pestalotiopsis fici W106-1 is the source of this 3066-nucleotide messenger RNA. RefSeq lists its product as uncharacterized. Gene Ontology annotation, biological process: peptide catabolic process. Gene Ontology annotation, molecular function: metalloendopeptidase activity; metal ion binding. Gene Ontology annotation, cellular component: mitochondrion; cytosol. The record is from RefSeq and is a predicted model, not a curated record. Lineage: Eukaryota; Fungi; Ascomycota; Sordariomycetes; Amphisphaeriales; Sporocadaceae. The coding region runs from base 1 to 3066 and encodes 1021 amino acids. The transcript is spliced from 4 exons.